GCCAAGAGAGCAUCCAUAGCAGCACCAAAGCUCGAGCUUUUGGCGGCGCUCCAAUGGCGGCAGCGGCAUCGGCAACCGCAGGGGUGGCGGUGGCGAUGGCGGCUUCGAGAACAUUCUUGCUCUCCGGCCCAAAGCUUUUAUGCCGUUCAAGAUCCUUCAUCCAUCCUCACAAACGCCUCACCUUCCUCUCUCGGUGCUGCUCCUCCUCCUCUUCUCCGGCCACCAUCUCGUCACUUCCCGUUUCGACGGCGAACGUCAUCGAAGUCCUCGAGGGACGUGGCCUCUUGGAUGCCAUCACCAGCGAGAAUCUCAGGUCAGUGGCUUCUACCUCCAAUGUCAAAGUAUACUGUGGCUUCGAUCCAACCGCUGAGAGCCUGCACCUUGGGAACCUAUUGGCCAUCAUCGUCCUCUCCUGGUUCCAGCGCUGCAGCCACCGCGUCGUAGCUUUGAUCGGCGGCGCCACCGGCCGUGUCGGCGACCCCUCCGGGAAGAGCCUUGAGCGCCCCGAACUCGACCUCCAAACCCUAGAGAAGAACAGCUCUGGGAUCAGCGCUUUGAUUUCCAAAAUCCUGGGCAGAGGAAAAGACCCCAACUUGGUUGAUGAAUUGGGGGAAAAUGGAGUUUCCAGUGAUAAAAAUCCCUCCUUUGUUAUCUUAAACAAUUAUGAUUGGUGGAAAGACCUAACCUUGUUGGAUUUCCUCCGAGAAGUUGGGAGAUUCGCCAGGGUUGGUACAAUGAUUGCCAAAGAGAGUGUCAAGAAGAGGUUGAUGUCUGAAGAAGGGAUGAGCUACACUGAAUUCACUUAUCAGUUGUUGCAGGGCUAUGAUUUCUUGUAUAUGUUCAAGAACAUGGAUGUGAAUGUUCAGAUUGGUGGGAGUGAUCAAUGGGGGAAUAUAACUGCCGGAACCGAGCUUAUUCGGAAGGUAUUGCAGGUUGAAGGAGCUUAUGGGCUCACAUUUCCUCUUCUGUUGAAGAGUGAUGGGACAAAGUUUGGGAAAUCAGAAGGCGGUGCCAUUUGGUUGUCUCCGGCGUUGCUGUCACCUUACAAGUUCUAUCAGUACUUCUUUUCGGUCUCAGAUGUUGAUGUUGUGAGGUUUUUGAAGAUCUUGACCUUUUUGAGCAUGGAUGAGAUCAAGGAGUUGGAAGAUGGGAUGAGGAAACCUGGUUAUGUUCCAAAUUCAGCUCAGAGAAGGCUCGCAGAGGAAGUAACACGGUUUGUUCACGGCGAUGAAGGGCUUGCUGAGGCAUUGAAGGCAACCGAAGCAUUGAGGCCCGGGGCCGAGACUAAGUUGGAUGCUGCAACAAUUGAAGGCAUAGCAGAGGAUGUGCCAUCUUGCUCUUUGGCAUGUAAUCAAGUGUUGAAUUCUAGUUUGGUUGAUCUUUCGGUCUCAACUGGUUUGUUGAGCAGCAAGUCUGCGGUGAGACGGUUGUUAAAGCAAGGCGGGCUUUAUUUGAACAAUCAAAGAAUUGAUAAUGAGGAUAAGAUUAUUGAGUCUGAUGAUGUAAUUGAUGGCAAAUUACUAUUAUUAUCAGCUGGAAAGAAGAACAAGAUGGUGGUGAGGAUAUCUUAAUUCUUUUCUCCAAAUGCUUCAACUGAUUGUUUCUGUUGUUAAUAUUUGAUGAAGAAAGCGAAAAUUAUUGUUAUUAACUUAUUAUUAUUUGCACUCACAACUUGAAAUCUAUACAUGAUGCAUAUUUUUCAGCACAUUGUUUUGCUUCAAUGAUCAGUAGUAGUCCUUUUUUAGAACUUGUGCUGGUUAUUUUCGAACAUAUAAAAUUUCCAUGUUUCUAUGGAACUUGAGUUGAUCUGAUUUUAAAUUGGAGAGAUUGUUAUCAUCUGGUUAGACAAUUGAUCACCUACAAUGUAAUGCAUAUAUGCUUUGGAGAUUAUUAACAAUGUUGAUCACUUCUUCUGUUGUGAAAAAUGGAUUGAGAUGAAA
Dioscorea cayenensis subsp. rotundata (Guinea yam) is the source of this 1940-nucleotide messenger RNA. Its product is annotated as tyrosine--tRNA ligase, chloroplastic/mitochondrial-like. Gene Ontology annotation, biological process: tyrosyl-tRNA aminoacylation. Gene Ontology annotation, molecular function: RNA binding; tyrosine-tRNA ligase activity; ATP binding. The transcript has a single exon. Bases 54 to 1571 code for a protein of 505 amino acids. The record is from RefSeq and is a predicted model, not a curated record. Lineage: Eukaryota; Viridiplantae; Streptophyta; Magnoliopsida; Dioscoreales; Dioscoreaceae. Gene Ontology annotation, cellular component: chloroplast stroma; mitochondrion; cytosol.